AUGGCCAAGACCAAGGAAUCCAGCAAGGACGCCGCCGUCCGCCGUCUCCGCGCCCGCCUCGACAGCAAGGGCAAGCCGUCGGAGGAGGACAUUGUCCUGCGCGCCCAAGUGGACUUCUACGCCGAGCUCCGUGAUCACCUGGCCGCCAACGAGGCCUCCUCGGGGAUGCAGGCAGUCGACGCCCUCGCCCUUGCCCUUAUCGCGGAUGACGAUUCCCUACCGGCCACGCUGACGGAGGCCCAUUUGCGGUUCAUCAGCGCGAACAUCGAGGUGUUCGGCUAUUACAGCUUCCUGGCCCAGCUGGAGGACACGGCCCACGACACUCUGAUGUGGUACGGGGGCAAGGCGGCCGCUCACUCGGUAGCGGCCAAGACUCAAGCCGCCCAAGUCGACCUGGCGACGCUCUACAAAAAGGAUAGGGCUCUCUACGACCGGACCUUCGCCCGCGCUCUCGAUCCGUUCUCCAUCGACGAAGACGACUACAGCUCCGUUCCGGAGCUGCUGGAGCAGACCCAGGCGUUGGACAUCACCCGGAAGCCCCACCUCCGCCUCUCGGACGUCGCGCUUGGCCGCAUCGCCAUGGACGUUGCCAGACGGUCGCCUCCCAACCCUGCUUGGCAGCUCCUCUCGGAUCGGUCGCUCCGCGAGGUGCAGACCAACAUUUUGCAGCAGCAAUUGGACGGUGCGUACGAAGCGCUGGACGACGUUAAACCUUACGACGUGACCGAGCAAGGGGACGACGACUCCGACUUCGAGGGCGAAGACGGUGACAGCUAUUCGGCCUUGCCUCCUUGUGACAGAAAUGCAGCACCGUUUUCACCAGGGCCGGCUCGAGCCAGCAAGUUUACGCGACGCAAGAGCAUUCCUUCUUGGACGGAGUACCGGGACCCCAUCCGCACCACUCGCGCUCGCAGGGUCGUCAAUGUGCCCAUCGGCUGGGUCGCCAGCAGCUCCGUCGGCGUAUUCCACUUCUUCGUCCGCCUCGGGACUCGAAUGCUCCCCGACUGA
Molecule: messenger RNA, 1008 nt
Organism: Phytophthora infestans T30-4
Lineage: Eukaryota; Oomycota; Peronosporomycetes; Peronosporales; Peronosporaceae
Exons: 5
Coding region: 1-1008 (335 amino acids)
Source: RefSeq, a predicted model, not a curated record